Messenger RNA from Phaedon cochleariae (mustard beetle), 1745 nucleotides. The record is from the annotation of a GenBank genome assembly. Lineage: Eukaryota; Metazoa; Arthropoda; Insecta; Coleoptera; Chrysomelidae.
UGUUGCUCCAAAUGCUCCACUGCACAGACUCCAAAUAGUCUCUUCCUCUCUAUCCAGCAUCCCUCCAGACGAGAUGAAAAUCGAUACGAAAACAUGUAGGAAAACGGGCGAGAGACACACAUUCCUCCAUAGUUUAGCAAAAUGCUUUGACUCCAAGUGCGUGCUUCAGAAAAUUAGCUGCUUUAGUGUAGAACGAUGUUGAACACCAACCGCAAUUUGCUUUUCAAGGCCAUUAUCCUCGCCCUAUGCACCAUAUCCUUCGUGCACGUCUUCUUGUUCCCCCUGUACGAGCUCAAGAACCGAAGGGGUGCCGCAAGGACGUUCUCGGACCUCGAGCAGUCGCUCUGCAUGAGCAACAUCAAGAAACGAGGCGUUUGGAGGAGUGGGAGGUGUCCUCAGUACGGGGUAGUGAGCGUGGUUCAAGGUGGCCGAUUGGGCAACCAGAUGUGGGAGUACGCCUCAGUAUGGGCCUUAGCCAGACGCACCGGCUUGGAGCCCUACGUGCCCAGAUGCAUCCGGACCAAGCUGGACCAAGUGUUCGAGCACCUGACAGUCUCAACUUUUGAAGAAAUCGGCCAUUGUCCAAUGCAGAUGGAGCAUUUCGUGCGGUCAUUGGACGCGUGGAACUUCACCAACCAGAGCAUCAUCCUGCCGAGGUACUACGUCCAGCCUGAAUUAGUGUUGACUUGGGUCCAAGAUAUCGUGCAGGAGUUUACCAUGAGGAAGAAACUGGUUGCCAGGAGUCAGGAAGUUUUGCAAGCUGUGGUCAAAGCGACCGAGAAGGAAUAUCCUAAAAAUAUCACUCCCACGUUUGUUGGGGUCCAUGUCCGUAGAACAGACUACAUUGGCUACCUGAGGAUAAAACACCACGUCGGUCCAGCACACAGGAGGUUUUUCCUCGCAGCGAUGAAGAUUUUCGAGGAGAAAUACGAGGGAGUGGUGUUUGUAGUGGUUAGCGACGACCCGGUAUGGUGUUGGAAGACUUUUUUGGCGAAAAAUAAUGCUUACGUGGUGGGAUGGCAUCAGAAAAACUCACCAGCUUUAGAUAUGGCGAUACUGGCGGCUUGUAAUCACACCAUCUAUGACUACGGUACUUUUGGCGAAUGGGGCGCCAUUUUGGCUGGCGGCGAUACCAUCUACUACAACGUGAGCAGUCAUUCGUCUGCUAAAUUGGGACAGCUCAUGGCAAACUGGCAUACCAUUUGAAUCAACGAAAUACUUUCGAAAGGCUGACACAGAUUCAUCGUUUAUUUUUCUACGGAGAAAAUCUGGUACCUAUACCUGGUUUAGAAACGAUAUUUUUUCAAAAAGAAGUUCAUCUAUUUAUCUAUACACUCUGUACCUAAGUUACCAAGUAUGGUAUUCGAAAAUGUGCCAAAAUGAAUAAGACUAAAAGUAGGAGAUGAAGUUUCUAGAGUUUAUGUGAGUAAAAGAAGUUUUGAUAUUCUGUUUUUUCCUUGAGGCUAUAUAAAUGUUUAUCAGAUUCACUCGAUUUUGUUUAAGAUUCAAAGGGUUGUUCAAAAAAAUCGAAAUUUGGAAAAUCAAACUCCGGUUUGAUCCUAUAUACCAGAUGUCCCAGUGCUUUCAGGCCAGCAAAUAUCUGUGUCUUAUCUCAAUAUACAAAAAAUUUCAUAAAAUUGAAGAAUUUAUGGAAGCAGAAGCUCUCUAAAAUGGUGAGAUCAAAUUACCCUCGUAUCAAACAAUCUACUAGAAAUCACCCCUUACUCUGGUUUUUCAUAUUGCAC